AUGCUCGAGCCUCCAAACGCACCGUUUACACGACCCGAAUCCGGCGUUCCAUCUCUCUCUCCUUCGUCGACUUCCCUAUCCGUCAACUAUAUACCCUCCAAAUUCUCUGCGCCAGGGAUACACAAGCGAAAGGCAGGUGCAAAUGAUGCUGCAAAAGCCGGUGGUGGAAGGGAAGCGUUCCGCAGCAACGAGGCCCGCAUGCCUAGCGCAAACGAUGAUGAUUACGACGGUGUAGACAACAUCAAUCUUUUGCAAGUCCGUCCAAAGUUACGUUGGAACCGAUUUAAGUGGAUCCUCUUUACGACAAACCUUCUCGUUACCAUCUAUUCGCUCGUUUGCCUCAUUUUUUGCAUCCUCACUUGGCUCAACGUAUGGCAUCAUGCAGAUAUUAUUCGCGUAGGGAACACCGCAGAACUGACUGUCUCCACCAUCGCAUCCAUCAUCGGCGUUAUCGCUUCCCUCUUAGGCUGGGCAGGCAUCCUUCUCAAUAACCGUGGCUUCCUCGCAGUGUACACCUUCAUCCUCUGGAUACUCUUCGCGUUCAUCUGUGCACCAGGAUACAUGACCUACAAGAAACGCACUUUCAAUUUGGAGGGCAAAAUCAACGCCCAAUGGUCUCGCGAUCUUGGCAUGGAUGGGCGCGCACGUAUUCAGAACCAACUCCACUGCUGCGGAUACUAUUCCCCCUUCGUCGAAGCCACCGUUACGCAAAUGUGUUACGCACGAUCCGUGCUUCCCGGCUGCAAGAACCCGUAUCUCAAGUUCGAGCGCAUGGCUCUCGAGAGAUGGUACUCCGUCGCAUUCGGUCUCGUUCCCUUCCAAUUAGCUGCGAUUCUCGCCGCAUUGAUGUGCUCAAACCACGUCACAUACCGAUGGGGAAAGGGUAUGAUGCCUAAAGCCUAUCGCCUCGAUAUGAGCAGCAUGGCGCUCAUCAUCGACAAUUAUGCCAACCAACUUGCGGACCGUUUAGGAGGCAAUAACGGCGGCACCCGGUCGGGUACAAGCACACCACCUGGCUACUCCGCACCUCCGCCUCACUCAGGUGGUCACGCACAUUACACGUCACUUAGCGGCGUAAAUGGAGACGACUACGGGAAAAAGUUGUAA
Molecule: messenger RNA, 1107 nt
Organism: Fomitiporia mediterranea MF3/22
Lineage: Eukaryota; Fungi; Basidiomycota; Agaricomycetes; Hymenochaetales; Hymenochaetaceae
Exons: 2
Coding region: 1-1107 (368 amino acids)
Cellular component (GO): membrane
Source: RefSeq, a predicted model, not a curated record